AUGUCACACCAAGAAUAUCCAUUGUAGCAAAUGGAAUCAAAUUAAACCUCUCACCCCCUCUCUCCCGCAGGCAAAGUGUCGGCAGUCCUGGGCGCGCUGGACGGCAUCAUGCCCAUGAUCAGCUUCUCGCUCUACACGGCCGUCUACCACUCGACGGUGGAGGUGUUCCCCGGCGCCCAGUUCUUCUUCGGCGCCUCCUCCAACAUCCUGAUGGCGCUCAUCUUCAUCUUCGUGAUGGUGACGGACAAGACGGGCACGUACAACGUGGAGGCGCCGAAGCCGCGCAAGGAGCCCGUGGCGGCCGUGACGGAGAAGCGGCUGGUCAUGCACCAGGACUCGCGCUGGCUUUACGAGGACGCCGGCCACAACAAGCUCAAGAUCCGCCUGUCCACCAUCCUGCUGUCCUCCCUCAACUUCAGCAUCGAGGUGCCCACCAUGGAGAGCAGCUUCGGCAAGCCCCUGGAGACGAUCCAGGAGGAGCCCGAGAAGGAGGAGGAGGAGGCGGAGAAGGAGAAGAAGAGCGAGAAGGAGAAGGGCGGCGGUCGGGACGCCUUCGACAACCCCGCUUACUCGCACGACGACGCGGUCUGAGGCCGGUCCUUCAGGCCGGCCCCGCGCCCUGCCUUCCGGACGCCUGUACUUAUCUCUCCUUAUUAAUGCGUGUGUGUAUAUAUGUAUGUCUGUGUAUGUAUGUAUGUAUGUAUGUAUGCAUGUAUGUAUGUAUGUAUGUAUGUAUGUAUGUAUGUAUGUAUGUAUGUAUGUAUGUAUGCAUGCAUGUAUGUAUGUAUGUAUGUAUGUAUGUAUGUAUGUAUGUAUGUAUGUAUGUAUGCAUGUAUAUAUGUAUAUAUGUAUGUAUGUAUAUACACAAUUCUUACUGUAGGCACUUAGUAUUACCUUUCACCAAACCCGUGAACAGGCUAUAGCGAUAACCCAUUUAUUUCCUUGUUUGUAAUUCUAAAUAUUCCUUUAUGAUGAUGUGUAUGGUAUGCCUGUUUCCUGUUCUACGGGGCAAGGAGAAAUCGUGUUAAGGGAGGAUCCAUGACAAUAGAAAAGGUCCUGAAUGUUGCAGAUUCAUUGCAAGUCUUGACCAUGUAAGGAGCUUUUGUAAAUAGAUCUAUUAUGGUGAGUGUGUGUGUAUGAGAGUGUGAGUGUGUGCGUGUGUGUGAGUAUGUGUGUGUGUGUGUGUGUGUGUGUGUGUGUGUGAGUGUGUGUGUGUGUGUGUGUGUGUGUGUGUGAGUGUGUGAGU
Molecule: messenger RNA, 1246 nt
Organism: Penaeus chinensis
Lineage: Eukaryota; Metazoa; Arthropoda; Malacostraca; Decapoda; Penaeidae
Exons: 2
Coding region: 109-591 (160 amino acids)
Source: RefSeq, a predicted model, not a curated record